AUGGCGAGUACAGCACCUUUAGUAUGGCUCAUUACUGGAUGCUCAUCUGGCUUUGGCUUCCAGCUCUGUUUAGUAGCACUAAAAGCUGGUCAUAAAGUCAUUGCUACAUCUCGCAACCCAUCCAAGAAUUUGGAUCUUGUCCAACAAAUCGAGAAGCUGGGGGGUACAUGGUUAGCCCUUGACGUCAAUUCCGGGGAAGCAGAGAUCAACCAAUUGGUUGAGAUGGGCUGUGAGAUUUACGGAAAGAUCGACAUUCUAGUCAACAAUGCCGGAGUGGGGAUGGUGGGGGCAAUGGAAGAUACGAGGCAUGGCUAUGACUGUUGUCUUUAA
Messenger RNA from Sclerotinia sclerotiorum 1980 UF-70, 330 nucleotides. RefSeq lists its product as hypothetical. NCBI's taxonomy places the organism in Eukaryota, Fungi, Ascomycota, Leotiomycetes, Helotiales, Sclerotiniaceae. The coding region runs from base 1 to 330 and encodes 109 amino acids. The transcript has a single exon. The record is from RefSeq and is a predicted model, not a curated record.